ACAAAGAAUUGAUUGCUAAUUCAAUUCACCAUUCUAUCACCUCAAAGCUUUAACCCAAUCAAAUUUGGCUCAUUCCAACCAAUCAAUUUAACAUUUGUUUUUAAUUCCUUCUAACUUUUACAAUCAAUCUCACUUCCACUCUCACUCUCACUCUCACUCUCACUCUCACUCUUGCUGUUUUUUGAUUUCAUAUUUGUUUUUUCUUUAACUUUUCUUCUAGUUUUACCUGUUGCAUCAAUUUAAAUAUAGUAAUAAUCUACAUCUGUUUUAAUAAUGGCUUCUGUUGAUAUUCCUGGUUAUGUUUUAACUAAACUAAUACUAUUCACUGCCGCUAUGAUAAUCAUUCCAAUAUUAUCUUUCUUUUGGUUGAAAGCUUACACCGACAGUGAUUUAGUAUCUGGUGGUGUUGCUGCUAUAAUGGCAAACGUCGUCUUGAUUUUCUACAUAAUUGUGGCCUUCACUGAAGACAUACCUACUGGUGAUGAAUCAAUAAAAGACGACUAACCACAAAUUAACAUCUCCUCCUCCCUCUACAAUUUACUCUGUCUCCUAUUGAGCAAACUCCACUCAAAUUAAUAGAAUCUUCAUUCAUUUCACCAACUGGCUGCUUCGCAUCGUACUCAAUACUUGGGUCACUGGCUGUUUGUGCCUGGAUAUCUUCUCUUUUACUUCGCUCACUACUGUAGCCACUACUUUAGUCACUCUCUUAUUCAUACUUUUACUUUAUUUUACUUCUCUUCUCUUCUCUUUCAUUAACUAUUCUUAUAAAUAUCCUCAAUUAUCUCUCUUACGUCUACCAAUUCUGCUAAUUUUGUUUUGAGUGUAUGGUUUAAAUUGCUCUAAUCAUUAACUUUCCAAUCUAAUUCAAACUUGACUCCGGAAAAGGGUUCUUUCUUUGCAAUUACAUAACUUCCUGCUCAAAUUC
Ascoidea rubescens DSM 1968 is the source of this 925-nucleotide messenger RNA. RefSeq names its product Vma21p (gene VMA21). NCBI's taxonomy places the organism in Eukaryota, Fungi, Ascomycota, Saccharomycetes, Ascoideales, Ascoideaceae. The record is from RefSeq and is a predicted model, not a curated record. Gene Ontology annotation, biological process: vacuolar proton-transporting V-type ATPase complex assembly. The transcript is spliced from 2 exons. The coding region runs from base 274 to 504 and encodes 76 amino acids.